AUGUUCCUGGGACCCUGACCUUUUACUUGCCUUAUGCUCUGGUUUGUGAUUCCCAGCAGACUGUCAAGAAUUCAUGGCCUUGCAUCUUUCAAACUCAAGUGGUGCUUGUGCCUCCUGGUCCUUAUGGCUCUUCUGCAGCAGGUGUGGGCACUCUUCUACAAGGUAGGGGUGGUGGGCCCUUGGACUUGUGAUCCCUUGUUCUAAAAGGCCCUCUACUCGAUUACAACUGAGUGAAUUAACUGGGACCCAUCAUUAGACCUGGGUUACACUUUUGAGUAUGUGUUUCUCAGUGAAGACUGCCAGACUUCAAGGGCCCUCUCCAGUUUCAUUUCCUACCACCAGAUGGCCUCAGGAUUUAUUGACCCUGCCAAGCCUGGCUACUGCAAAGGAGCAUAGCUCCUGGGAAACAACUGGGACAAAGGAUUUUUCCCUUGGGCUUGUGUGAAUCAUGAAUUAGAAAAUAAAGAGAGCUACCCAGCCUUUUCUUGAACACUCCCUUCUCCCUUCUGGGUGCUUGUAACUGUCAUGAAGUAUUUCCAGUGGGCUCAUGCUGGAGUCAUUUCCUCAAAUGAAGACAUUUAGGUGCACACAGCCAAUCAAGUUGCAAGUGCUCUUCGGAGCCACAGCCUACCUGUAGGGGUCGUCCUGACCACAGGACAAGACAGCCAAAGCAUUCAGAAAGCUCUUCAGUGCAUUCUCCAGGCAGACAGAACAAGAUAAAUCAUCAUGUGUAUGCACUCCACUUUGAUUGGGGGAGAGACCCAGAUACACAACUUGGAAUGGACUAAUGAUCCGAAAACUACUCUGCUCUGCAGUUUACCUUAUAAGCACACCCCCUACCGAACAAAGCUCUGGGAAGACUAUGAUGCUGUAUUGACCAUUACAGAGGAGUUCCAAGGAAAGACCUUCCAUGAAGCCUAUAUGGAAGAAGCAGCUAGGGCUGAAAUUCACAAAAUGUUGGAAUCACACCAAGUUUCACCGUUGUUUGGAACCAUCUACAAUUCAAUUUACUUUAUGGCACAAGCCAUGAAUAAUGCUAUGAAAGAAAAUGGACAGACUAGUACUGCCAGUCUGGUUCAGCAUUCCAGAAACAAGCAGUUCUAUGGAUUCAACCAGUUGAUAAGAACAGAUUCAAGUGGAAAUGGAAUUUCAGAACAUGUAAUCCUGGAUACCAGCUGGAAAGAAUGGAAACUCCGUAGUACCUACACUAUGGACAUGGAAAUGGAACUACUAUGGUUCAGAGGGACCCCUAUUCACUUCCCUGGUGGCAGGCCCCCUAGAGCCGAUGCAAAAUGCUGGUUUGUGGAAGGGAAGAUUUGCCGAGGAGGCAUUGACCCAACCUUUGCCAUGAUGGUCUGCCUUACUUUGCUUAUAGCCCUGCUGUCUAUUAAUGGAUGUGCUUACUUUAUAAGACAUCUUAUCAAUAAAAUUGAGUUGAGUAAAGGACUGAGACCACUACUGACUCUGGAAGAUGUAACAUUUAUUAAUCCCCACUUUGAUUCACACAGAGGAAAUCAUGCCAGUGUAAGCUUCCAGAUCAUCUCAGAGAUUCAAAGUGGGAAGUCCUCAAGGCUCUCAUUUUCUUCAGUGAGUCUAGCUCCAGCUACCUAUGAAGACUCCAAAAUAGCAAUUUAUGAGGGUGACUGGAUGUGGCUGAAACAGUUCCCUCCUGGAGAUUUUGGAGACAUUAAGUCCAUCAAAUCAAGUGCAAGUGAUGUAUUUGAAUCAAUGAAAGACCUGCAUCAUGAGAACAUUAACCCUUUGUUGGGAUUCUUCUAUGAUUCAGGAAUGUUUGCCAUUAUUAUCAAAUUCUGUUCCCGAAGGAGCUAAGAAGACAUACUGACAAAUGGGGAUGUGAAACAAUGGAUGUUUAAACCAUCACUCCUGUUGGAUCUCAUCAAGGGCAUGAAGUACUUACACCACAGAGAGUUUGUUCAUGGGAAGCUAAAGUCUCGGAACUGUGUGGUAGAUGGGCGUUUUGUACUAAAAUUGAUAGAUUAUGACUUAAAUGACAUUUUAGAAAUGCAGAGACUUUCUGAAGAGGAACCUUCUGCAGAAGAGUUGGUGUGGACUGCCCCUGAACUGUUGAGAGCCCCAAGUGGCAACAGAUCAGGUUCUUAUGCAGGAGAUGUCUAUAGCUUUGCCACCAUCAUGCAAAAAGUGAUGGUUUGGGGAACCCCAUUCUGCAGGAUGGAUCUGCGUGCUGAAGAAAUCGUAGACAUGCUUAAGAAGUGUCCUCUUGUGUACAGACCAACAGUUUUUCCUGAGCCUGUACCUCUAGAAUGUCUGCAGCUCAUGAAGCAGUGGUGGACUGAGGCUGCAGAACAACAACCAACUUUUGAUGAAAUAUUUAACCAGAUAAGGACUUUCAAUGGAGGGAAGAAGUCCAAUAUCAUUGAUUCUAUGCUUUGGAUAUUGGAGCAAUAUUCUAGCAACUUGGAAGAUUUGAUCCAAGAAUGGACUGAAGAGCUGGAAAUUGAAAAAGAGAAAACGGAAAAGCUUCUAACACAGAUGCUACCACCUUAUGUUUGCUGAAUCUCUCAAAAAGGCUACACAGUUGAACCUGAGGGGUUUGAUUUGAUCACCUUUGACAUUGCGGGCUUCACCACCAUCUCAGCCAUGAGUGAGCCCAUUGAGGUGGUAGAUCUUCUGAAUGACCUGUAUACACUUGUCAAUGUGGUCAUUGGCAGUCAUGGCAUCUACAGGCCAGAGACCAUUGGAGAUGCUUACAUGGUGGUUUCAGGCCUCCCAAAGAGGAAUGCAACUGACGUUGCAAAUAUGUCCCUGGAUAUCCUGAGCUAUGUGGGCACCUUCAAGAUGCAGCACAUGCUGGCAGUACCAAUAUGAAUUCAAAUGGGCCUGCACUCAGGGCCAGUUGAUGCUGGAGUGGUGGGUCUCAUUAUGCCCAGAUACUGCUUGUUUGGAGAUACCUUGAACACAGCUUCUCAGAUGGAAUCAACUUUUUUGCCUUACCACAUUCAUGUCAGUCUCAGCACUGUUACAAUUCUUCAAACUCUGAGAGAGGGCUGACUUCAAACUCUCUGAGUAGAGUUUCAAGGAAGAACAGAGCUCAAGGGCAAAAGCACAGAGAAGAUCUUCUGGCUGGUUGGAAAAAAAGUCUUCAUGAAGCCCCUUCCUGUGCCCCCCCCAGCGGGCAAAGAUGAGCAAGUGGGCCACAGCCUGCAACCAGCAAAGAUUGCAGCCUUCCAAAGAAGAGAAGCAGAACAGUUGGUGAGAAGCAAGCCAUAA
Molecule: messenger RNA, 3249 nt
Organism: Sciurus carolinensis (gray squirrel)
Lineage: Eukaryota; Metazoa; Chordata; Mammalia; Rodentia; Sciuridae
Gene: Gucy2f
Product: guanylate cyclase 2F, retinal
Biological process (GO): receptor guanylyl cyclase signaling pathway; cGMP biosynthetic process; protein phosphorylation
Molecular function (GO): peptide receptor activity; protein kinase activity; ATP binding
Source: RefSeq, a predicted model, not a curated record